This is a messenger RNA of Lycium barbarum (goji berry), 1564 nucleotides long. Its product is annotated as nuclear cap-binding protein subunit 2-like. Gene Ontology annotation, molecular function: RNA cap binding. Bases 570 to 1334 code for a protein of 254 amino acids. Gene Ontology annotation, cellular component: nuclear cap binding complex. Lineage: Eukaryota; Viridiplantae; Streptophyta; Magnoliopsida; Solanales; Solanaceae. The transcript has 9 exons. The record is from RefSeq and is a predicted model, not a curated record. Gene Ontology annotation, biological process: mRNA cis splicing, via spliceosome.
AGUAUCACGAAGCUCCUAAGAAUCUCCACGUGUCACCAAACAUGGACCCCACCUCCCAUCUCUUCCACCUUCUAUAGUUUUCUCCGCUUCCCCGGGAUUCCUGCUCCGAUCACCCCCACCCCCUCGCUUUUCCAUAGUCAAGUUGCUCAAGCUUCAUGAUCCAUCGUGUUUUUACCCCAGGGUAUUUUCGUCCAGCUAUUUUUGACUUAAAAGGUUGAAGCGUAAAAAUUAAAGACCAGCAGAUUGCAGGACAAAAAUUAAAGACCACCUCAAAUCAGGGACAUUUCUGCCAAUGACCCUAUUAAGUUGGGUGAGUUAGCCCAAAUAGCCAAUUUAAAUUAGAGCCCAUUAGUGAUUAUUGGUAAGCCCAACCUCCUCAAGUCCAAUUUGCUGCCAUUUCUUAACCCUUUCAGUCGAGUCGAGGUUGUCCGGCUUCUGCCAGGUUCUCCGUCUGUAGCACCUUCCAGUCCAUGUUUUGAUUGAAGACUUUGUAUUGAACAAAAUUUCCUACUCAAAGUUCCUAGGCGCAAAAGAUACAAAGUGGGGGAUAUCCUUGGGAGCAGAACGUAAUGGCUUCUCUGUUCAAGGAUUUAGCCAAGAUUUCAGCAUAUAGGGACAGAAGGUUUCCAGGAUCGCAAGAAGAAUUUGAAGAUGCUUUGUUAAAGUCGACAACUGUGUAUGUGGGGAACAUGUCUUUCUACACAACAGAGGAGCAAGUAUAUGAGCUGUUCUCUCGUGCUGGAGAGAUUAAAAAGAUAGUGAUGGGAUUGGAUAAGAAUUCCAAAACUCCUUGUGGAUUCAGCUUUAUAAUGUACUACUCUAGAGACGACGCUGAAGACUCUGUCAAAUAUAUCAGUGGAACAAUUCUUGAUGAUCGCCCUAUUCGUGUUGAUUUUGAUUGGGGAUUUCAAGAAGGUAGGCAAUGGGGCCGUGGUAGGAGUGGUGGACAGGUACGCGAUGAAUAUCGUACUGACUAUGAUCCAGGUCGAGGUGGUUAUGGAAAAUUGGUCCAAAAGGAAUUGGAAGCACAAAGGCAGCUAGUGGAUUAUGGUACAGGAUCAUUGGGCGCGUACCCACCAGUUAUGCCACCACCUAACUAUGGUAGACAUAGUGGAAACCAUGGUCAUGGAGGCUCGUAUCGACAUGGUAGAGACUAUCAUCGCAAGCGACACAGGGAAGAUGACCACCGUCGGUCAGAUUAUCCAAAGAGGAGUUAUGACCGCGAAUCUCGGAGAACCUCUGAUCAUGAAUCCAGACCGGAGAAGAAUCCACGUUUCCGUGAGAGUGGUGAUUCUGAUGAAGACGAUGAUGAUGAUAGGAAGCGGUGUACCUAGUUCUUUUAUUUCUAGAUGUAGAUUGCUGUGUGUUACUUUAAAAGAGAGUCCAAGACCUGCUCUUUCUCGCUCUCAUCAACUUCCGUUGUUACUCGUGCUUACACAAUUAAAAUGUUGUACAUUAGGAACUACCUUCAAACGUAUUUGUACCUAAGGAGUAACCGUUGGGAUCCAUUGUUAACCGUUUCUAAUUAAGUAUAAAAUGAACUACAAUCGACCUUUUAAUAUCA